Molecule: messenger RNA, 1046 nt
Organism: Dendroctonus ponderosae (mountain pine beetle)
Lineage: Eukaryota; Metazoa; Arthropoda; Insecta; Coleoptera; Curculionidae
Gene: Psf3
Product: DNA replication complex GINS protein PSF3
Exons: 3
Coding region: 262-870 (202 amino acids)
Biological process (GO): mitotic DNA replication initiation
Cellular component (GO): GINS complex
Source: RefSeq, a predicted model, not a curated record
UUGGCGCUAAAGUCACUUGACAACAAUAUAUGUUAUUAAAAUUCUAACCGCAUUUGAAUUUGCUAAGAAAAGUAGAAAUUUAUAUUUAAAAGUAACUAAUUAAAAAGCGGUAAUAAUAAAAUUUAGUCAAACUGUUUGUUCUUUGAACAAACAUGUUUUUCGUGCUUCAAUAGUAUAUUCGUUCAUUUGUUAAUUAUAUUGUUAUGUUUGAGUUCCUAAUUAUUGGCGUAUAUUUGAAUUUUUCAAGCUUGUGAUUAAAUUAUGUCUCUUCAGUUAAGUUAUCAGCCAAACUACUACUCAAUAGACGAUAUUUUAGCCUCACAAGAAAGAGUGCCAUGCAAGGUUUUACAAAAUGUGCUUGGAAUGGGCAAGUUAAACCCAUCAGCUGAAGACAAAGAUGUUAAAGCAGGCACUGAACUAGAACUUCCCGUCUGGUUAGUAGCAUCAGAUUGCUCAAUUGGGAGACAACCCAUCUUUGCCCCUGAGUUACCGAAAAUUUACAAAGAAGCUUAUAGAGAAAUUCUCAAAGCUGACGCAACCGCCGUUGAUUUACACAAGUUCAACGUAUACUUUUAUGAAUUAGGAGCAUAUGUUAAACAAUUUGAUAGAAAAGACGAUGUUCAUGCCAUUUUGUUACAUACGUUUACAACAAGAUUUCGUUUAAUUAUGGAUCUUGCCCAUAAUUCCGAAUCUAAUCCUACCGUAGAACAGAAGUUAGACAUGUUAGAAAGGAGAAUUUAUAGAGUUGGUCACUCAGCCCGUGUGAAAUUAAACAGCUGGUUAUUAGAAAGUGGUGUUCAAUUGCAAGCCGCAAAUAUGGUGACAAAUCACAGGAAAAGGAAAAGAGUUGAUGAUGAUUUAUUUAAUUAAAAUAUUAGUGCUAUUGUUGAUUAUCCAGUAACGUACAAUUUUAUCAUAAGUGUUAUCAAAUUUCCUUUUUUUUGUAAACGUUUUAGUACAUAUUUUUGAAGAAAGAAGCAUUUUUAAUUGUGUCGAAUUUAUCUUUUCGAGGAAAUAUACACAUUGGCGUAGAGAGCGUCUUCAAA